AUGCAGUCAACUAAUGAUAGUAGUUCACUUACCUUUCAAUCCGGUGCAUACGAACGUGUUCGUGAUCCCAUAUUACCAGUACCCGUUUUCGGAUUUACGGCCGUAUUUCUGGGCACCGGUUCUCUACUUAACAUAAUCUCAUGGUACGGUUUGUAUCGCAUUCAAUUACAAUCGUUAGUGUCCAGAAUUCUGCUGUACAAUGAGUGCAUAUUUGACUUUCUCGUGUGUCUAACUUCACUCAUCGCAUUGAGGCCAUUCCACCGGGAUCCAAGAAACGUGAUUAUCGGAGAACUAUUGUGUUAUAUCGGUCGGAAUACAGGCUUGACCACGUUUACUCGAAUGCUAAUGAAUUUCAACAUUGUAUGUGUCUCACUGGAUCGCUUCUGGGCUAUUGUGUAUUGCAAAACGUAUAAGGAAAAGAAAAAAACUUAUUUGUUUAUCUGUUACCUCGUGAUCUUCCUGUUCGCCACUCUGAUCACCAUACCAACAUUUUUACAAGUUGAUUUUAUUGAUAACACUUGUGUGGUUGUGCUCGAUCACGUUUUCGUUCACUUGCCAAUGAUUGUGAAUGUGUUACUUGCGUACGCGCUCCCCGUGACGGUGAUUCUCAUCACCAGUGCAUUGACGUUGCGAGCUCUGAGACGACAACGUCUCCCCGGGUUCAAUACAAGUUCGAACAUAAGUGACAGGAACUCGUUGGAGGGAAUUUCCUCACUGGAUGUGAUUCAUAGCGCACUGUCUGCGAGUACGACCGGAUUUUGCACUAUAAUGAUACUGCUGGCUCUCUUGGGUGCUGUGAUGUCCGUGUUGUACGAACUAAGCUUGAUCGAUUUUCGAUUUGACUCGAUCGCUCGUGCGUAUUUUAUCGCUGUUUGUGGACUGGUUUCCAGUUCGAUUCCUGUGAUCCAAAUACGUACUAUUCCUCCCUUGCGACGGUGGUACCUAAAUCGCCUUAAAGCUAUUCGAUUGGCAUGCGGCCGGUUGUUGGACCGCAUACAGGUCCAAUGUUGUUCUACACAUGAUCAGGAGUUAGCAACAUCAACCAGUCACUGA
Molecule: messenger RNA, 1053 nt
Organism: Echinostoma caproni
Lineage: Eukaryota; Metazoa; Platyhelminthes; Trematoda; Plagiorchiida; Echinostomatidae
Source: the annotation of a GenBank genome assembly